AUGGGCACUGGUCUUUCUGAUGCAGUAGGAAUACCUUCCGGUUCUGCAGCUAUAUCCUCCAACUGCCAAAAGCGCCGCAGAGCAAUGAGGGAACGCGUGGCUGUGACUGGGGAACAGUAUGGACGUUGUCCCUGGGCACGGCUGGCGACUUCAAGCUCUGCUUCCUCUCUGCUUCGCCCAGGUGUCAAUGCCAUGCUCAGGAAGGUGGCGGUGGCUGCCGCCUCCAAACCCCACGUGGAGAUCCGCCAGGACGGGGACCAGUUCUACAUCAAAACUUCCACCACUGUCCGCACCACUGAGAUCAACUUCAAAAUCGGGGAGAGCUUUGAGGAGGAGACGGUGGACGGACGAAAGUGCAGGAGUUUGGCCACUUGGGAGAAUGAAAACAAGAUCUAUUGCAAACAAACUCUUAUUGAGGGAGAUGGCCCCAAAACAUACUGGACUCGAGAAUUAGCUAAUGAUGAGCUGAUUUUGACCUUUGGUGCUGAUGAUGUUGUGUGCACAAGAAUUUACGUAAGAGAGUAAAAACGUCAAUUUACUUGUCAUCUGGGAUGAAGUGGAGAACUGUGAAAAUCCCCAGUAUAAUGAGUAUCUGUGUGUGCUGUUACUAAUGCGGUGUUGUACGUGACCGUGUGUGUUAUAUCUGAACCCAUAUCCUCUGUUAAGUGUAUUUCGCUUUCAUUUUUCAUCGCAGACACUAUUCCUUCCCACUUUUAUGCCAUCAUUUUUCGUGUCUGCUUUGUAUUUUGUAGUUGUCACUUGUUAUGGUUUCAUCAAUUAUUAAACUUAUUGGGCAUAAC
Molecule: messenger RNA, 800 nt
Organism: Pygoscelis adeliae (Adelie penguin)
Lineage: Eukaryota; Metazoa; Chordata; Aves; Sphenisciformes; Spheniscidae
Gene: CRABP1
Product: cellular retinoic acid binding protein 1
Exons: 4
Coding region: 1-525 (174 amino acids)
Biological process (GO): fatty acid transport
Cellular component (GO): nucleus; cytosol
Molecular function (GO): fatty acid binding
Source: RefSeq, a predicted model, not a curated record